Mizuhopecten yessoensis (Yesso scallop) is the source of this 1307-nucleotide messenger RNA. RefSeq names its product hibernation-associated plasma protein HP-27-like. Bases 60 to 527 code for a protein of 155 amino acids. The record is from RefSeq and is a predicted model, not a curated record. Lineage: Eukaryota; Metazoa; Mollusca; Bivalvia; Pectinida; Pectinidae. Gene Ontology annotation, molecular function: protein binding. The transcript has 2 exons.
AUGUAGGUCUGUGUGACCGUUCAUGAAACAUUAUUUGUUAGAACAGCGGAGCUGGAAGUAUGUCUCUGGUAAAAAUCCUCGCUGUAUUAUUGGUCACCUAUGCCAACGGACAGACGGUUGCACAGUCUGUUGGCAAUGAUAUUGCCUUCACUGUAAAAGCAACCAACAAUGGAAAUAUUGAUCUCAGUCCCGGAGUAGGAGGGGUCGUCAAAUUCCAGACGGAGAUCACAAACUAUGGCAACGCAUUUGACUUAGCAAACGGAGUGUUUACUGCGCCCGUGGAUGGCAUGUACCUGUUUAGUGCCAGUAUGUAUAAUGUCUUCGCGGGCCAAAAACUCGACACAGAUAUCGUGAAGAAUGGCAUACCGGAAGUCAAUAUGUAUUGUAGCGCCUCUAUACAGUACAGCGCAUGCUCGGCCACCGUCGUCCUGCGGUUGGCCACCAGCGACAGGAUUUGGAUCAGCGACAAAAGUGGAAAGUUGGUGGACCAUGACUCCAGCUUCAUGGGAGUUUUACUUAAUAGCUAGAUUGCAUUUCAAUCUGGAUGUAUCUGGAUUUUUUUCAACAAACUUUUUAAUGUCAUUUAAAAACAAAUGCUAAUCUUUUUUUUGCGUUCGGUAAUUCUACUUGAACGUGAUAAUCAGAACCUGAUCGAGUGUUCAGACUUUAAAUUAUUUAAACAGUACGGAUUUUUCGAAUGCUUUACAAGGCUCAAAAUAAACAUCUUAAAAAGACAAUCCUUUUCGUGUGUUAUGCAUACAUUCAUAUUUAAAGUCUGUUGCCUACAGUUUUGUGUAUGUUUUCGGUUUACAAUUUUUGGAAUUUUUGCACACUUGAUACAGGGUCUGUGGCACAGCAUCUCUCUAUCUGUCCACCGUCAACAUUUUAAUCCAGACUACUUUUCCCAAGAGCCAUAUGAUGUAAGAGCGGCAUAAUUUCACAAUUUUGUGUUCCCUUUCAAGAAGUUUUUCUAACAAGUAUGCAUCCGGAAGUCUCACCGAAUGUCUUAAUUAUCUUCCGUGCUGAGAUUAGAAGUCGUUAAAAUUUAACCGAUGGUCAGUUGAUAAUACAAUAUCGUUUAGGGUCUUUUAUAUUAUGUAACUGUACGGUCAGUUCCCCAAGAAAUAAAUAAUCUUUUAAUGGUCAAUUACAUGUAUAGCCAUUGAAAAUGACCCUCGCUGUACAUCAUCUUGAUAGUCUUUUCAACAUAUGUAACAUAUUUAUGUUUAAGAUAUUUAUCUGACUGAGAUGCUACAUGUACCAAAUGUUUUGAAAAGUCUGCGGUCAGCUCUUUAAAUAAAAACAAA